AUGAAAGCCAUUCUUGGUGCCCAAGAUAUUUGGGACAUUGUUGAAAAAGGUUACGUAGUCCCGGCUGAAGAUGCACAACUGUCUCAGGUGGCAGAAGCUACCACCUCUAAGCAAGCUUGGGACAUACUACCAAUUUGUCUUCAAGGAGAGCAGAAAGUACAAAAAGUUCGACUUCAAAUGUUAAGAGGUGAGUUCGAGAUGAUGAAGAUGAAGGAGGCGGAAGUAAUUACGGAUUACUCCUCACGAGUAAAAUCUGUCGUUAAUCAAAUGCAGCAGUAUGGAGAAAAAAUUGAUGAAUCGAGAAUUGUCGAAAAAAUUCUACGAUCACUACUAUCAAAGUUUGACUACAUAGUGGUGGCUAUGGAAGAAUCGCGAGAUAUAAGUGCAAUGACCGUUGACGAAGUUAUUGGUUCAUUGCAAGCACGUGAGGAGAGGCUAAACAGACAAAAAGAAAAGUCUGUAGAACAAGUCUUGGCGGCAAAGACUUCAUUCAAAGAAAAUGAAAAUCAUCAAGAUGUCAAUCAAUCUAGAAGAGGACGUGGUAGAGGUCGUGGAGGAAGCAAAAGAGGAAGAGGACGUGGCAAAAGUCAACAAUUCAGAAGAGGUAACAACAAUGAUGGAAAUACCCGGUUCACAAGAGGCAGAGGUCGUGGACGAGGAAGAGGAAAUUGGAGGCAAAAUGAUGGACGUGACAAGUCAAAUGUUCAAUGUUACAAUUGCUCCAAAUUUGGCCACUACGCAUCAGAAUAUUGGAGUCCGCCUAAGCAAGUAGAGGAAACAGCUAACAACAUUCAAGAUGAGGAUGUAACCGGCACGGUAUUACUAACCCGUGAAGGUGAACAAAGUCCAGAAAAUAACAUAUGGUAUCUUGACAAUGGUGCAAGUAAUCAUAUGUGCGGAGAUAAGAAAAUGUUUGUUGAGUUGGACCAGAAAAUAAUCGAAAGUUGUUGCUGUUGA
This is a messenger RNA of Jatropha curcas, 957 nucleotides long. NCBI's taxonomy places the organism in Eukaryota, Viridiplantae, Streptophyta, Magnoliopsida, Malpighiales, Euphorbiaceae. The record is from RefSeq and is a predicted model, not a curated record.